AGAGUGCUGCCGCAAAGCGGGAGAUGUAUUAUGAUUCGGACGGGCCCCGGCUCGCGAGCCAGCCAAAUGCGCCGUUUUCCCUGGAAUUUAUAGCGGGCGGCGAUGCCUCGGCUGGGAGCAUCAGCAAACCCGCCGCAUAUCCGAUUUCAUCGCUGUACUUUUGCGACGGCUGCUCGCGGGUGGUGUCGCGCAGGGACCUUGCGGAGGAUGUGGACUCGUAUUAUUGCCCACACUGCUUGGAGAAUAUGCCUUCCAGCGAAGCGAUGCUGUGUGGGAUGCGCUGCUCAAAGUGCUGGGAGUGCCCCGUGUGUUCCAGCACGUUGACGCCCUGCAUCGCCACCACCUCCAAGGAGCAGAGCUACCACUUCGCGUGCAGCUACUGCCGUUGGAGCUCCAAAGGCCGACAGGAGGCGGAAAAGCCGGAGCAGCUCAUCACGCAGAUCGUGUCGCUGGAGCGGGAGAGCGAGCCAAGGCAGCGAAUGAUGACCAUGCUGGAAGCCUACCGCAUGAAGGCCCAGGAGCAGCAGCGGGAGCGCGAGCUCGCGCAGCGCCUGCGGCGCCGCAGCUCCGCACGCGCCUCCUUCAACGCGGCGUCUCUGACGGCGCUGGCGGCCCGGCGCUUCAGCUCGGCCGCGCAGAUGCGCUCCGGGGCACGGCUCUCCAUGGCGCCGUCCUUUGGCGGAUCCCCAGGGGAGCUGGCCAAGAAGGCUGGGCCCUGGGGCGUGGAAGAUCUCGAGGAGAAGCUGGCGGAGCAGUCCGCCAAGAGCCUGGACCUGCGGGCAGAGGCCCUGGACUUGGCGGCCAAGGCCAAGGAGACCCCGGAGCCCCCGCCAGAGCUGCAGGACAGCCCCAGCAAGCGCUUUAGCUUCAGCGCUGGUGCCACGGCCGUGCCGGUGAUGGCGGGCCUUUCGGUGGGCGAGCUACUCAGCGCUCAUCGGGAGAAGGUCAAUGGCCGAAGCCUGCUGGACGAGCUCCAGAGUAGCAUCGAGGAUGUCGGCCACAGUUCGCAGCAGCGGGGCGACUGCGCAUCCCUGAGCAUGCGCCUGCAGCAGGUGGCUUAUGGGUACCACGGUGUGUCCGUGGAUGGAUCUGCGGCCAAAGGGCUGCGGAGGGGCCAGAGUCAGCUGGAGGCACCCCUGCAGCACCGGCACGCCUGGAAGCUGCUGCCGGUUCGGAAGCCCCUGCUCACCAAGCGCUCCAGGCGCUGCAAGCUGCUAGUGCCGGAAGCGAAGGAGGGGAAGGAGAACCUGAAGCCCUGCAAGGGCCUGGUGGUGAAGCCCCAGAUCAACCCUUGCGCCAACCCGCCCUUCCAGAAGAACUCCAUGGCCGUGAGCUUCGUGCCCAGGUGCUUGCCCUGGGCCUGUAAGGAAGAAGAUGGGAACUUCGAGCUGCUGCUGAUCCUGGCGAACCCCAUGGAGACGGACGUGGAGCUGCAUUUGGACCCGGGCGCCUUCAACAGCACCGCUCCACGCGAGGCUUCGCGCUAUGCUGGUGCUGCUUGGGAGGACCUCUUGGGCCGCCAGAACGUGGAGGUCCUGACGCCGGCCUUUUCCACGGUGCUCCCCAAGUUCGUGGACAGCGAGGCCGCGGAAGUCUUCGAGGAGGAGGCCCAGAAGCUGAGGCAGAGCGACCCAGAGGCCAUCCAGCAGCGAAAGCUGAACAAGCUCAUGCUGCAGCUCCGCUUCCGGGCCUCCGCGUCCGAGUCCGAGUCCGGCUCGAGGCCGUGGGUCUUCUUCAUGGCCAUGGCCCUGAAGUUCAGCGUGAAGUUCAGCGCGGAGGAGACCAAGGCGCACCAGCUGGAGGUCUUGCUGCGCUUCGCGUCCGCGCCCGGUCUGGCCUAAGCCAGAAACGCGCGCGCCUGUACAAAGCAAGCCGGGAGAAAUGCAAAAAGUGCCCGGCAUUUCAUAUCUGAGAGAUUCAUCGUCCAUCGGCUUCACCAGAGUUCCAACACAAAUAUGCGCGUUCAG
Effrenium voratum is the source of this 1967-nucleotide messenger RNA. The record is from the annotation of a GenBank genome assembly. NCBI's taxonomy places the organism in Eukaryota, Dinophyceae, Suessiales, Symbiodiniaceae.